Balaenoptera musculus (blue whale) is the source of this 2498-nucleotide messenger RNA. RefSeq lists its product as uncharacterized. Gene Ontology annotation, biological process: flagellated sperm motility; sperm individualization. NCBI's taxonomy places the organism in Eukaryota, Metazoa, Chordata, Mammalia, Artiodactyla, Balaenopteridae. The record is from RefSeq and is a predicted model, not a curated record. Gene Ontology annotation, cellular component: cytoplasm.
CUGCCUUCAGCCAAGGCCUCUCCUCCGGCCAGGUGGUCUACGAUGCCCGCAGGGUAAAGCAGAACGUAGUCCAUGUGUGUCCCCCUCAGAACUCUGGGUACUCCAGAAAGGACUUGGGUACCGUCUCCAGGCCCCAAGAGGGGCAUGGUCUGGUGAGCUCUGGUACAGAUGAGCAAACACUGAAGCAAUGCUGAGCAAACACUGAAGCAAUGUAGUGGGGACAGUGCCAAGCCCUCCACAGGAUCCAUACUGGGUUACCUGGAGUUGGGGAAUAUGGAAUGGAAGAUCUCAAAUGAUGCCAAAGACAAAUUUCUGCAGUCCAAGACCUUCCCUUACUGCAGCUUCCAUCCUUGCAGUUCUGAGAAGAGAAACACGGACCCCCAGGCUCCAGUCUACCCCCAAUUCCUGGUGUACUCCAAGGAUGCUGCACCUUCUCAACCUUGCUUCCAUUCUCCAACCAGUGCCCAGAGCUCACCAUGCGCCAUGCCUCCACCAUGCACUCUUUCUCUGCCUCUUGUUUCUCCCAGAUCCUUUGUCCUUCAUCAACACAGCAACCACCAGAAGCCCUCCACCUUAAUACAACCCCCCACCUUUCCCCCAACCUCCAAGUCUCCUCCGUCAGUCCUCUCUUCCCAGGGCCCCAUCCCUCCCCAGUUAUCCACUACUUCCCAAACCCCAAACCAGCCCCAACCCCCUGAACUUCGUGAGAGUCUAGGCCUCAACCAAGGCUCUGUCCUCCAAAGGACCCCAGGCCCUUCAAAAGACUGUAGAGUCUUUUGGAAUCCAGGCCUUACCCCAAAUCCAGGCCUCCACAAGAACCCAGGCCUUACCCGAGACCCAGGUCUCCACAGGAACCCAGGCCUUACCCGAGAGCCAGGCCUCCCAAAGAACCCAGGCCUUGCUCAAGAUCCAGGCCUCCACAAGCUUCCAGGCCUUACCCAAGACCCUUAUCUCUGCAAGAAUCCAAGCCUUUCCCAAGACUCUGACCUUCAGAAGAAUCCAGUCAUUACCCAAGGUUCUGGCUCCCAGAAGAGCUUAGGUUCUACUCGAGAUGGACGUUUCUUUAAAAGCCCAUAUCUCCCCCAACCCUCUGGUCUCCACAAGAACCCACCAUUUCUCCAAACUUCUGACAUUCAGAGGAGCUCAGGCUUUAUGCAUGAUUCUGGAGUCUAUAGGAAUCUAGAACAAAACCAAGAGACUGUACUCUAUAAAAGUCAAGAGCUCUCCCAAAGAACUGACCUCCAUAAUAGCCCACACCCUUGUCAAGAUUCUGGAUGUUACAAGAGUACAGGUAGUGCCCAAGAUCCAGGAGUCUCUAGGAGUCCAGACUUUACCCAAGAUUCUGGGCCACAGAAGAGUCCAUACCUUGCCCAAGACUCUGGAGUCAACAAGAGCUCAGGCCUUUGCCAGGAAUCUGGUCUCCAUAAGAGCUCAGGCCUUGUGCAAACCCCUCGCCUCCAUAAGGGCUCAAGCCUUACCCGAGACUCAGGAGACUACAAGAAUCCAGGUCUUACCCAAGAUUCUGGAGUCUGCAGGAGCCAAGGCCUUACACAAGAUUCUGACCUCCAUAAGAAUCCAGGCCUUACCCAAGCCACUGAAGUCAAAAGGAGAUGUGGCCUUACCCAAGAGGCUGGAAUUUACAGGAGCUCAGAACAUACCCACGACCCUAACUUCCACAAGUACUCAGGAAUUAAUCGAGAUCCUGGCCCCCAUAAGGGUCCAGCCCUUACUCAAGACUCUGGCUCAUCCAAGAGAUCAGGCCUCCAUAACAACUCAUGCCUUAUCCCAAAUCCUGGCCUCCACAAGAACCCUCUAGGAACUGACUCUGUCCAAGUUUUGGGCCCACAUCAGACCUGAAACUCAUUUAUAUCUGAGGCAGUUCCUCGAAAGGAGGAUGCAGGGCAGCACAUACCAUGGACUUCUGUCCCACCCAGUCAGAACUCCUGCUCUCCCAAGGCUCAAGUGACCUACAAUGACCUGCAAACCUUCUCAGAGGUACCUGUACUGAUUGAGCUGCAAUCAUCCUCCCGGCGAGCAGGCAGCCAAGACUGGGUGUACCACCCCAUGGAUACAGUUCCUCCAGCCUGCCAGAACUAUCGCCAGAUGUCUACGCCUCCCAAGACCAGCUGGAAGCCCUACUGUCCUGGGUCAGGCACCCGGCUAGGGCAUGGGGUCUUUGACGCCCGCCAGAGACAGUUCAGAGCGGCUAGGGACAAGUGCGAAGCUCUGUCUCCCAGGUGCCUUCACUGAGAGACAUCCAACAACUCACGGAGACCAUCAAGGAGUGGGGAUAUCAGGGGACAGAUAUGCAUGAGGAAUAAAGAGACAAGCGAAGUGUCCUGUGGUUGUGUGAGGACAUCCACCCCAGCCCCAUCCCACAGGGCCUGAUGAGGACCUAAACUAUCCCUGCUUUCCCUCCAUCGCUGUCUAGCUAAAUCCGUUCUCCCCAAGGCCCUAGAGCUGCAUUGUCAAUUACAGUAGCCACUAGCCAAAUAUGC